CGCUGAAGCGAAGGAAACCUUCCACAUGGACCAGAACAAGAUUUAUCUGGACUACAAUGCAACAACUCCCUUGGAACCAGAUGUCCUUGGGGCCAUUUCUACAGCACUGUCUGAGGCAUGGGGUAAUCCAAGUAGCUCCCAUGAUGCAGGUGUAAAGGCCAAAGCAGUAAUUGAUGGUGCCAGGACCAAUAUAGCCACAAUGGUGGGAGCCAAGUCCUCAGACAUUCUUUUCACAUCAGGAGGAACAGAGGCAAACAACAUGAUCCUACAGACAGCUCUCAAACAUUUCCACCUCUGUCAUGAAAUCACUAACGGGACUGAUUCCAGUAGGGGAGAUAACUCUGACCAGCUGCCACACUUCAUCACCUCUAAUAUGGAACAUGACUCUGUAAAACUUGUACUGGAGAACCUGGCUGAGGAGGGAAUUGCUAGUGUGACAUUUGUACCUGCCUCCCAGAAAACUGGUUGUGUUAUGAAAGAGGAUGUGAUAGCUGCAGUCCGUCCAUCUACUUGUAUGAUCACCAUUAUGUUAGCUAACAAUGAGACAGGUGUGAUACAGCCAAUAAAGGAGAUAUUUGAGAGUAUCCGCCACAUCAAUUUGAGUCGUAAGAACAUGCCUCGCAUCCUGCUGCACACAGAUGCAGCCCAAGCUAUUGGUAAGAUAGAGGUUGACGUUGUGGAGCUGGAUGUGGAUUAUCUCACCAUUGUGGGCCACAAGUUCUAUGGCCCACGGAUUGGAGCUGUGUAUGUGAGAAAUCUUGGCAGUAAAGAGGUACCUCUGUAUCCUAUGUUGUAUGGAGGGGGACAGGAGCGGAACUUUAGGCCAGGGACCGAAAACACUGGUAUGAUAGCAGGCCUGGGAAAGGCUGCGGAGUUAGUGGCACAGUAUCUAGACAACUACAGGAAACACAUGGCUACAGUGAGAGACUAUCUAGAGACACGCCUCCAGGAUGUGUUUGGGGACCGAAUUCAUAUCAAUGGGAAGUUUGUUACCAGUGAACGUCUCCCUAAUACGUGUAAUGUGUCCAUCUUAGGACACGGAUUAUUUGGUCACAUGGUGUUGUCUCACUGCGACAGACUGCAGGCUAGCGUUGGGGCAGCGUGCCAUGCCCAGAACAGACCGUCGCACAUACUGCUGGCUAUUGGUAUUCCCGAGUCUGUGGCCAGAAAUGCACUUAGACUAUCAGUAGGAAGGGAGACAACUCUAGCCGAUAUUGACGCCAUCAUUGAGGACCUGAAACAAUCUGUGGAAUUCAUCGAAAAUGACUCCCAUACUACCGAAGCUAUCACUUGCUGAGGGAGAAAACCAUUCAUACAUAUUUAUUUUCAUUUGCAGCAAAUCAAAAUUUAGUCAUUUUUAAUUUCAUAAACUUAAAUCUUUGAUUUUUAGAUCAUUUUGUAUGUGAUGCUUUAGGCUAAAAUUGGUUGAUUAUAAUCAUAUUUAUAAGCUAAUUUUUGGUAUAUUGUUGUAUUGUAAAUAUUUUCAAAGGAUAAUGAAACAAAAUUAACCAAUUGUUCCUUGUUUCAUAUAAAAAGUGCUAGAGUACAUAGAAAGUAAUUACCAUUGGCAUUCUGCACAGGAAGGAUCAUUGCUUGGUGCAUUCGUGUCUUACAGACUCUGUAGUUUGCUAAUUUCAAUCUUUUUGUAUGUGAAAAUCAAUAUAUCAGUUAAAUGAAAUAAGAUAAUAUCAGUCUAGUUUACUGUCUGUACAAACAGUAAUAUCACAUAUCUUACCAGGAUACUGCCAGACUUCUUGGUUGUGAUGUGUAUACAUCAAUAGUUUACACAACUCCAUAUCUCAGUACAUAUCUGAAAUAGCAUUUUCAUGGAAUGAGGAAACUUUUCUGGGAUGAACUUUUCCACCAGAAACUAUAGUAUGGUAUUAAAUCUAUACUUAGAAAAUUAUACUUGUGACGUUUCUGAAUGCAUUAUGAUAUAAUUGUUACAAUAUUUAUUUUAUUAAAAUGUACAACAUCAUUGUAUUGUAACUUCCCACCGAUGCUCAUUAUGUGUGGUCACAUUCCAUUAAUUUAAACCCCUCCAUGUAUGUUGAUAUUGUUAUGCAUGUUUAUCUUUGUAGGAUUCUUUAUUACAUAUUGUGUCAUAUAUAACUAGAUAUUUUGUUGAAGUAAAACAAUGAGAUGUUAAAUGGUAGGCUUGCCAUGACCUUUAUAGCUGGAUAUAUUACCUCCCCUGAUCGGGUGGAUCUGUCCUUAAAAGCUGAAUAUAUU
Messenger RNA from Pecten maximus, 2232 nucleotides. Its product is annotated as selenocysteine lyase-like. The coding region runs from base 26 to 1297 and encodes 423 amino acids. The record is from RefSeq and is a predicted model, not a curated record. Lineage: Eukaryota; Metazoa; Mollusca; Bivalvia; Pectinida; Pectinidae. The transcript has 13 exons.